Panonychus citri (citrus red mite) is the source of this 2793-nucleotide messenger RNA. Its product is annotated as DNA-binding protein SMUBP-2-like. Bases 480 to 2264 code for a protein of 594 amino acids. The record is from RefSeq and is a predicted model, not a curated record. The transcript is spliced from 2 exons. Gene Ontology annotation, molecular function: 5'-3' DNA helicase activity; RNA binding. Lineage: Eukaryota; Metazoa; Arthropoda; Arachnida; Trombidiformes; Tetranychidae.
UAUAAUCCCAAUGCGGUAAUUAACCAACAACAAACAAUUAAGGUUCUUAAGAUCUUUUGAUUCGUUAAUUAAUGUUGUUUAUUAGCCAAAUGUAUCAGGAUAUAAAACGCCAGACAAACAAAGAAAACAAAACCGUUAACUUAAUUUGCAACUGCUUCAAUUGCCUCAUCAAUGAUUAACCAUAUCAAUUAACUUUCCUUAGAAAUUGAAAAUCUACUUUCAAUUUGAUUUUUCACUUUUCUUUUUAAUGAGUUUUUUUUUAAUUUUCUUUGUAAUCAGUUAAACGUUCAAAUGAUUUUUAAUUAGAUAAUCAGUUGAUCAGUUGAUUAAUUUAAUUGCUUUCCUGUGAUGUGAAUUGUUCAUCUCCAUUUCUCAUCUCAUUUUAUCAACUGUUUGUUUCUCGAGUGCAAAGGAAACAAUUUAAUGUUUCCAAUGUUUUUAAUUGGUCAUCAGUUAAUUACUUAUUCUUAUUGUGUAAAAUGAGUCAAUCAAAUACUCUUAUUGAUCGUGAAAAUUUUGUCAAAACACAAUUAAAACUAAUUCACAUUGAAUAUUCAAAUGAACUUGAGAAAACACAAAAUAAGCAAAAGGACCUGAAAAUAGAUGAUUUGAUUCGCCAAGGAGAUUGUAUUCAAAACUUGAGGUGUCUUUCCACUGAGAUCGGUUUGUUUGAUCGGCUGUUAAUUACUUUGGGUCACAAUCAAAUCGACAAGCAAUUACCUGCCCAUAAAAUCACCUGUGGUGAUAUGGUUUCAAUCUAUAAAGAUGUUGAAUUAAGGUCACUUGCUUCGGGUGUUGUAUAUGCACUUAAUUCAAAUGAUAUUACGGUUGUGUUUGAAAAAGACUCGUACCUCAACUUGGACGAGCAAUUUACUAAUUAUUGCUUAAUUAAGCUAUGGAAUAAUGUUAAUUUUAGAAGAUUGAAAAAGGCUUUAUAUAAGCUUCGUGAUUAUCCUGUUGGCGGCCGAGCGUGGACUCUGAUUGAUUUACUAAUUGGCUGUCGAUUACCACGUCGUAUACUGUAUGAGAUUGAACCGAUUGAUUUUAUCAAUCGUCGAUUGGACGAUUCUCAAAGGGAAGCUGUGACCUUUGCGCUUCGAUCGAGAGAUUUAUGUAUCAUCCAUGGACCACCAGGAACGGGAAAAACUACCAGUAUAGUUGAGGUCAUUCUUCAACAUGUGAAAAGAGGGCAUAGGGUGUUGGUCUGUGCUCCAUCCAAUGUGGCCGUUGAUAAUUUGAUCGAAAGAUUAGCCUUAUAUAAGGCUCAGAAUAUGGUUCGAUUGGGUCAUCCGGCCAGAGCUUCGAAAAAAGUUCUCAAGUUCACCCUGGACGCUGCUAUUGCUCGUAAUGAUAAGAAUGAUGCUGUCAAAAAGAUCAGACAAGACGUUGCUAUUUUACGAAGAUCGCGAGAUCGUGACAAACGGGCACAGAUCACUGAGAUGAUGAUCGAUUUGGUAAAACAUGAAAAAAGCUUAUUUAACGAAAUUCUAAGUAGCUGCGACAUUAUCUUGGCAACUUUGGUCAGUUCCUCGAACGAAGGUGCUCUUAAACAUUUAACUAAUCUUGACCAAUACUUUGAUGUCCUCAUAAUCGACGAGUGUUCACAAUCAUUGGAAACGGCCUGUUGGAUACCAUUAACUUUCGUUGACAAGUGUAUUCUCUCUGGUGACCAUUUUCAACUUCCUCCGACAGUUUUUUCGCAAACUGCGGCCAAAAAUGGUCUUGAAGUAAGUCUGAUGGAAAGGCUUCUUUCCCGAUUCGAUCACGAAAAAUUGGUUCGCAUGUUAACGGUACAAUAUCGAAUGCACCAGAAAAUAAUGGAAUGGUCUUCCAAAAGUUUCUACUCGAAUAAAUUAACUGCUCAUCAUUCGGUGAAAAAUCAAUCAAUGGCUGAGAUCAGUAGACUUACGGAUUGUCCACCUUUACUUUUGAUUGACACCGCGGGUUGUGAUAUGCCAGAACUUAUUCUGUCGGUUGAUGAGUCGAAAGGAAACAAAUACGAAGCCGACAUCGCAGCCUCUUAUGUGACCCAUUUAAUUACCGCUGGUGUUAAACCUGAACAAAUCGGUGUAAUUACCCCGUACAGUUUGCAGGUUGAACUGAUCAAAUUACGAUUGAGUCGCAAGUAUCCUGAUGUUGAGAUACGUUCAGUCGACGGGUUUCAAGGCCGAGAAAAGGAAGUGAUUAUUUUAUCCUUGUCCGAUCAAACGCUAAAAAAGCAACUGGUUUCCUUCGUGAAUAUCGACGGAUCAAUGUGGCCGUAACUCGAGCCAAGAAACACCUUGUUGUCAUUUGCGAUUCCGACACUGUGACAGCAGAAAAGCACAUCGCCUCAUUAGUUGAUUAUCUCAAUGAAAACGGUGAAGUGAGAUCAGCUCGUUCGUAUUUAAAGUCAAACAAAAACCCGAAAAUCUCAACAAUUAAAGAAACAACAAUCAACAACAAUGAAAACAUUGAGAAAAUAGUUGCAGAUCAAUUGAGUAAAUUAAAAUUAUAAUCUGAUCAUUUCGAUCUCAUCCAUGAUUGGCUCCAUUUAAAUUAUUGUAAGUUUGUUUUAUAAUAAUCGAGUAACAAUUUACUAAUUGUCAUUUUCAUCGUACUUGUUACAACAAUUAACUCAUUUCAUAUAUAUUUUAUUUGUUUCUGUGGUGAUUAAAUCAACCAAAUUAGUUUACAUCAAUUAGUUUCCUCGUUACUCUGACUGUGUAACAUUAUUAGUUAAUUGUGAUGGUAAUUUAAUUGUUAAUACAACUUUAAAGUUAAUAAUAAAAUAAAAUGAUUACAAAAAAUGAA